This is a messenger RNA of Oldenlandia corymbosa var. corymbosa, 1202 nucleotides long. Lineage: Eukaryota; Viridiplantae; Streptophyta; Magnoliopsida; Gentianales; Rubiaceae. The record is from the annotation of a GenBank genome assembly.
UUCAAAACUUCCUCACUCUCCCACCAGAAAGUCUUCUUCCCACCUCAAAACUUCAGACAGAAAAUGGCCGUACGACCACCCCCUCCUUCCGGCACAAUCGCCAUUGCCGUUCUUUUCUUCUUUCUCGGAGUUGCCGCCGCCCGUACUCCAUCAAUUUUACAAGUAAACGAACUCCCCGCCGCCGAUGCGGACGUCAGCCAUUCCCUCACACUCCCAAUCUCCCAGAUCAAUCAGAUCCUCCGUCUUCCUUCCGACGACGUCAACGUCAACCCAGAUCCGGAAUCAGCCCAACCCAUCACCGUUAGAUCCGUUCCGUUGACGCGGGUCACGAUCCAUGACUUCCGCCCGAUCGACCGCCGCCACGUCUCCGUCAGUUCGACAUUGCCAAAUCGAAUCUGCAUACACCGCCACCGACUCAACAUCCAGCCUCUCUUAAAGCCCGUGGAUGAAACUAUGUUGCCGUUAACAUCCGACGGUGGUGCUGAGGAGGAGGAGAAGAAGGAGAUUGACCCGGCAACCGUAAACUGGGUCAAGUUGCCCCACCAUCAUCACCACCACCACCAUCACCACCGCCGUCAUCACCACAUUCACCGCCACCACGAUGAUGAAGAUGAUGAUGGAUUAGAUGGGUUCUCCAAGUAUCUAAUGAAGCACAGAUAUGAUAAAUUCGGCAGAGAAAAGGGCUGGAAACAUUUGAACCAUAAUAAACGCAGAGAUCACGACGAUGAGGAGGUGGAAGAGAUGAAGAAGCCUGAGAUUGUAAAGAGAGAAGAAGCGCAGGGCGGUAUUGUUCAGCGUAUUCGCAAGUUCUUGGCUCACAUCUGAGUAUCAAAAAAUUUCUGCCCACAUUUUUCUCCACGAGUUUUGAUUGGAUCGAUCCUCUGUAUUUCUGGAUGUACCGAUUCGUGUUUUCUGUGUAGUAAGUAAUCUGCAUCCGUCUGAGAUGUGUUGUAGCCUUAUUAUCAUGUAUAGAGUAGAUAUAAUCAUAUAUGAUGAAUGUGUUCAUUUUGGGAGUUACCAACGUUUUACUGUAAAAGUGUUUUGAAGUUAUCAUCUCCAACUCUGUUGUUGAAUCCAUUUCCCCUGUGAAACUAAUGGCAUAUGUGAAAUCUUUUAUCAUUGUUGUAUAAUGUGGUCCAUGUAGUCGAUUUCUUCUUCUUGUAUUUGGUGAACGAUUCAAGUUUGUCAUUAUCUGUUCCUUA